CUAUUCUCUAUCUAACCAUUCUCUCUUUCCCUCUCUAUCUCUCUCUCUCUCUGUUCGUCUCUUCCCCUCUAAUUCCUUGCUGUUCUUCUUACUGUCGGCUCCCCUCUCGAGUGGAGGUCUAAAUUUCCCUACCAAUUCCAUCGGAUUAGUAGGAGGGGUGCAGCAGUCACAACAGGGUUGUGACACUUUCAAAUUAAUUUUUUGUUGUUCUAGAUAUAUAUUUUUAUUACUAUUUCUUGGUUCCGAUUCUAGUCCUGGUUCACCCAGCAAUGUCAUCCCCAUUCCUUGAAAGGGCUUCCAAAAGGUUACAAUAGUAUGCAAUGGUAACGUUUGUAUGAGAGAACUGGUUGUUGAAUGGAAAGGGGAGUGGAUAAAUAGGGUUGUGUCAUUUGGGUAUGUUGCUGCUGUAAGUCUGGAGUUAAAUGUGGUGAAUAACGAUGGGUUUCCUAUAUAAAAUUUCACAGAUGAGUUAUUGAAAAUUGGUGUUUUACAGCCUGUUGCUUCACUCUCUGAUUUUGGUUCUUACUGUGCUCUAGGAGUUGGAAUUGGAGGUUGUUAGUCUCUAACAUCACUGCCGUUUUUCUGGAGUGGAACUAAUCCUAUUUUGAUUUCUUUGGAGCCAUGAAUAUGAUAUUUUUGCUGUGAUGACAGUUGUGUACAUCUGUGUUUAAUAAACUGGGUGAGGUUGUUGUUUUGGUCACUGUUUUGAAUUCUCUGGUGCCUUGAUCUUCUGAUAUAUAUAUUUUUUUUGGUGAUGACUGUAGUGUUCUUCUGUGUUGAAUAGACUGAGAGGGGUUGUUUUUUGAUGAUCUGUUACUGUGGGCUGUCCUGGUUUUUGCUCUUUUUCAAAUAUUAUUUGACCUUUUAUUUAAAAAAGAAAAUCCCAGCACAAGUGUGAGUUUCUCUGCAAAAGGGGUUUGGACUAGACAGGAGGAUCUCAGGUUUGGCUUAGGAUUGGGUUCACUCCAUUCCUUUGUUUAUACGUUUUCAUUUGGUUUCUGGUUUGGAUUUGUUUCAGACUUGGGGUCUGGCCAUGUUCCUAAUUCCGUGUGCUUCUUUCAGUGGGAUUAGGAUCUUGAAAGGUUGAUGGAAGGCAGCAUACCGUUGAGUAGAAGAAUAGGUAUCUGUGCUCAUUGGCAUGGCUGCUUCUGCAAAAACACACACACGAGAAAAGCCAAGAACAGAAGGAGACUGGACAAUUGUUUUGCCUCGUCGAGGGAAACAGAGAAUGAACUUGCUCAAAACUAGGAUCUCUGAACAAGAACAAUCAUGGGUACCAACGGAACACGAAACCAAUCCUGACAGGGAAUUAAAAUUGAUGCGGAAGAUUCAAGUAUGUAUGAAGAAAGUUGAGAGCUCCAAAUUCUUUUGUACUCUAAUGGAUCAAAUACAGGCUCCUGAAAUCAUGCAUUGCAUUCUUACAGUAUUGGGUUCCGAGUCAAGGAUGCAGGUGGUGAUUUAUGGUCUUGGCAGCAUCGAAUCAUAUGAACCGCCUCAAUUUCAGCAAGCUGUUGCCAUUUUAAUGAGAAAAAGUUUCAGUUGGAUUGGGGACGUGGAAGUGUUUGAUCCAAUUCUUUCUGCUACAGAAUGUCGGGCACUGGAACGGCUUGGUUGUUCUGUUCUGUCAAUCAACGAACGCGGUUGCCGACGAGCUUUGAAGCCAACACUGUUCUUUAUGCCACAUUGUGAGGUAGAAUUAUACGACAAUCUGGUGCAGGCAAAUUGGAAGACGGGUUUGUUGCAUCGAAUCCUGCUGUUUGGGAACAGCUUCAAGGCAUACGAAGAAUAUGGCUCGGUCUUUAAGAACUCCACUCUUGUCGAUUCGGGAAAGCAUGUAUUGGCUGUUGGAAGAUUCACAAAAGAGUUUGGAAUCAACACAGUUUCCAUGACAUGAAUUGGCACUUCUUCAUGGUCGAUGAUGGUGAGAUGGAGGGAGCAGCAGUUCGUGAAAUGACUUCCGAGGAUUCAAAUAGUUGAAUCUUAAUUGUUUCCUGAUUGCAUUUCUCCAUUCAUAGCAAAUUAAAUAUGCUCAUUUUUGUCAUCCAGAAACUGCUUUUGGAUGUCUUCAUUUAGCCAUCAAUAUCAGUAUUAUUACAAGCAAAUAUUUGUGCUCCUACAUGAUUUGCGUUCUAGAUGCCCUGUGUGUAUACGUUUAAG
This is a messenger RNA of Diospyros lotus (date-plum), 2157 nucleotides long. RefSeq names its product protein SENSITIVITY TO RED LIGHT REDUCED 1-like. Gene Ontology annotation, biological process: microtubule-based process. Lineage: Eukaryota; Viridiplantae; Streptophyta; Magnoliopsida; Ericales; Ebenaceae. The record is from RefSeq and is a predicted model, not a curated record. Gene Ontology annotation, cellular component: nucleus; cytoplasm. Bases 1139 to 1894 code for a protein of 251 amino acids. The transcript has 2 exons.